Plasmodium relictum is the source of this 315-nucleotide messenger RNA. It is a transcript of the gene SDH4, whose product is annotated as succinate dehydrogenase subunit 4, putative. Lineage: Eukaryota; Apicomplexa; Aconoidasida; Haemosporida; Plasmodiidae. The record is from RefSeq and is a predicted model, not a curated record. The transcript has 3 exons. Bases 1 to 315 code for a protein of 104 amino acids.
AUGGAUAAUUCCACAGUUAAUUAUUGUAAUAUGUUGGUAAAUAAAAUUUUCGGCUCCAGUAUUGAAAAAUAUUUUAAAAUAGUUAAUAUUUCUAUAAUCAUAAUUUUAAUGACAGUUUUACAUUAUAUAUAUUCCUUUAAUGAAAAUAGUAAAUAUUAUAAUGAUAAGGUUCUGUUAUAUAUGUAUUAUGGAUUUUUAUUUUGUGUUAUAUGUUUUGCUAUAAGUAUAAACUGGAUAUAUUAUGAAUAUAUGAAAAAUAAAAAAAAUAAAAAUACUCAACAAAUAGAAACUAGAGGUGAUAAAAAAAAGGAUUAA